Molecule: messenger RNA, 3138 nt
Organism: Helianthus annuus (common sunflower)
Lineage: Eukaryota; Viridiplantae; Streptophyta; Magnoliopsida; Asterales; Asteraceae
Exons: 10
Coding region: 1-3138 (1045 amino acids)
Source: RefSeq, a predicted model, not a curated record
AUGUUUCGUAUUUUACAAGUUUCAACAACCAAUGUUGAGAGAAGGAAUGUGUAUCAUUUUCCUGCUUAUGCUACUCCAAAUAUUAGCAGUAAUUUGUUUCACUCAUCUUCUGAAGUAAAAGAUAACACAAUUUCAAGUAAGUAUGAAGUUGACCUUCAAGCAAGUCAACGUCAAAGUUGUGCUGAAGAAAGAGAAAAAAAGGAAGUAUGUUCACAAAAGAGAAACAACAGAGGUUGUCAUCCUGCAUCAACAUCUGAUACUGUUGAAAGGAUUCGAUUUUCAAAUACUUCAAAUGUUUCAACCACCAAUGUUGAGAGAAGGAAUGUGUAUCAUCUUCCUGUUUAUGCUACUCCUAUUAGUAGUAAUUUGUUUCACUCAUCUACACAAGUAAAAGAUAACACAAUUUCAAGUAAGUAUGAAGUUGACCUUCAAGCAAUUCAACGUCAAAUGUGUGCUGAAGAAAGAGAAAAAAGGAAGUAUGUUCUUCAACAAAAGAGAAACAAAAGAGGUUGUCAUCCUGCAUCAACAUCUGAUUCUGUUGAAAUGAUUCCAUUUUCAAAUACUUCAAGUGGUUCAACCAACAAUGUCGAAAGAAGGAAUGUUCAUCACACUCCUUUUGGAAGUACUAAGCAAAUAUCCAAUUUUGUUGAGAGGACUCCAUUAUCAGAUAUUACAAAUUGUGGAAUAUCUAAAAUUGAAUUACAAAUGAGUGAUAAGAUGUUACCAGAUUUUGUGGUUAAGAAGAUUCAUGGAAUUUCUAAAUAUUAUAUUGAUCAUGGAGAUGCCAUCUUUAUGUGUUCUAAAUGUGAUGCAAUGUUUUGGGAAGAUGAAAUGUUUAGGGGAAAUCAAAAACGUAAGAAAACAUCCUAUUCUCUUUGUUGUUCAAAUGGAGAUGUUGAGCUACCACGACCGCCUACACCUCCUCCAUUACUACGUCAUUUAUAUAAAAGUCAUACCUCACAGUCUCACAAUUUCAUGGAAAAUAUUCGAGCAUAUAACAUGAUGUUUUCCUUCAGAUAUCUUGGUGGGAAGGUUGACAAAAGUUAUCAGAGAGGUAAAGGUCCUUAUGUAUUUAGACUACAAGGUCAGAAUUAUCAUCGAAUGGGUAGUCUACUUCCGGACGUUGGGGAAGAACCUAAAUUCUCCCAGCUUUACAUAUAUGAUUCACAAAACGAAGUUGUAAAUCGUCAAAAAGCAGUAAGUUCUCAGAUAGAAUGCAAAACUACAAGAAACAACCAGCUUGAUAGUACAACCAUAGAGGGUCUUAAAGAUAUGUUGGAUUCUUGCAAUCCUCUUGUCCAGUCCUUCAGAAUGGUAAGAGAUUGUUUUCAAGAAAAUGAGUUUCAAGAUGUAAGCUUGAAGCUUAUUGGAACAAGAGAUAAGGAUGGAAGAGUUCACAAUUUGCCAACAACAUCAGAAAUUGUUGCGUUAAUACAUGGUGAUUUUGAUGGAGCAUUUGAUAAACGGGACAUUGUUGUUAGAAAGAAGUCUGGUGGUCUUCAAAGAAUUAAUGAGCUUCAUCCCUCUUACCUUGCUUUGCAAUAUCCACUUAUUUUCCCAUAUGCGGAAGAUGGUUAUAGAGUUGGUAUUAAACAUAGAGGGAUUGCGAUUGAUGAUGAGGUACUUAGAACCAAUCUUACAAUUAGAGAAUUCUUUUGUUACAAAAUUCAAGAUAGACAGAAUCAGUUUUCAUUGUUAGUUAAUGCGAAAAAACUAUUUCAGCAGUUUUUGGUUGAUGGAUACACGAUGAUAGAAUCUGCCAGAUAUAUGAUGCAAAAGUACUUGGAUGCUAUGGCAAUUUGCAAGUCUGUUAGAUAUCCCGAUUUAUUCAUAAUGGUGACUUGUAAUCCAAACUGGCCUGAGAUUUACAGGUGUUUGCACGAUAAAGCUCUUAAUGCUGAAAACAGACCGGAUAUUAUCUCUAGAUUAUUCAAGUGUAAAUUGGAUCAUCUUAUAAAAGAUUUCAAGAAACAUAAAUUCUUUGGUGAUAUACAAGCAGCCCACUGUUCAAAAAUUUCAGUUAUGUAUACAACGGAAUUUCAGAAGCGUGGUCUCCCACAUGCUCACAUAUGUUUGUUCUUGGGUGCUGAAAGUAAAUUUCCAAAUGCAUCUGAUAUUAAUUGUGUUAUUAGUGCUGAGAUACCAGAUAAAGAAAGAGAUCCUGAAUUAUAUGAGCUUGUCAAGCAAUUUAUGAUUCAUGGACCAUGUGGUACAGACAACCCACUUUGUCCAUGUAUGGUUCAGCAAAAAUGUUUUAAAAAGUUUCCCAAAAAAUAUGUUGAUGAGACUUGUGUUGAUUCUGAAGGAUAUCUUGUCUAUCGUCGCCAUCAAACAAGUAAUACAGUAGUAAAGAAUGGUGUGACACUUGAUAAUAGAUUUGUAGUUCCUUACAAGGCUCUCCUGCUCAGAAAGUAUCAGUGCCACGUUAACGUUGAAUGGUGCAACCAGUCAGGUUCUAUCAAAUAUUUGUUUAAAUAUAUUAAUAAGGGGCCUGAUAGAGUCACUGCUUCUGUUUUUCAAGCCAAUAGCACCAAGAAUGAUACGGAACAGAAUGUAGCUGUAGAUGAGAUAAAAGCAUACCUUGAUUGUAGAUAUAUCUCUGCUUGUGAAGCUGCUUGGAGAAUAUUCAUGUAUGAUAUACAUUAUAGAUAUCCAGCUGUUGAAGUAUUACCUUUUCAUUGUGAAGAUGGUCAGAGUAUUGUGUAUAACGAUCAUGAUAAUUUGUGUGAUAUUGUUACUGAUCCAACUGAGAAAAUGAAAAGGUUUACAGAGUGGAUGAAUUGUAAUAAAGUCGAUGAAUUUUCUAGGACAUUGAGGUAUGUUCAGUUUACGGGAUAUUAUAUAUCGAAUGCUAAAAAUCGCAAAUGGAAUCGAAGAAAGCAUCCGUAUGGAUCAAUUAGGAGGAUAAAUUAUGUCCCACCAUCACUUGGUGAUUGUUAUUACCUAAGGAUUUUACUGAAUCAUAUUAAGGGACCAACCUGUUUUGAAGAUAUAAAAACAGUUGAUGGGCAGGUUUUUCAAACAUUUAAAGAUGCAUGUUUUGCACGGGGGCUGUUGGAUGAUGAUAAAGAAUAUGUUAAUGCUGUCAAAGAAGUUAGCACAUGGUCAACCGGAGAUUUCUUGAGGACCUUUUUGUAA